This is a messenger RNA of Schistosoma curassoni, 2242 nucleotides long. The record is from the annotation of a GenBank genome assembly. NCBI's taxonomy places the organism in Eukaryota, Metazoa, Platyhelminthes, Trematoda, Strigeidida, Schistosomatidae.
GCAAUAUUUAGAAAUUUGGCUCAUGCUGAGUUUCGGUCUUUUCGUUUCCCACUGUUCAGAAAAUUCUGAGGUCAGAGAUCUGAAUGCAGUCGAACUUCAAGAUGUUUUAAACACUAAUAUUUCUUCAACGUUUUAUCACACUAUCGAAACAAGCUAUUGGAAAGCUGCACGACUUUCCAGGGGAUGGAUUUCAAUAUUUAGUUCAUUUUUUGCAUUUAAUGAUCCAUUUGCAAAAAAUGCACAUCAAUUUCUAAUUCAAUCUAAUACAGGAUGCAACAUCCUUUUCUGCUCAGGCCAAAUACGCUCAUCAAGCGAUAUAACUCUUGCAAAACACUUUGACUCUGAGAAUAUCAGUAUUGGUCAGGUUCUACUAGAUGCAUUUUCUAAGGAAAAGAACGUAAAUGCUGUUGUUAAUUUAAUCAAUUCUUUGAUUGGUUCUUUUGUACUUAUAUUUGUUAGCGUUGAAUCACACAGGGUUUAUUUCACUCGAGAUCCAUUCGGUCGUCAUUCUCUUGUUGCCAGAAAGUUUUCAGGACUACCUAGUGAAUUAUUUUGUAUCGAUUCAGUUUCAAGUAUUGUUAUUCCAAGCCAGUCUUCUUUUCCGGAAAUUAGUUUGGAUUCCCUUGAAAAAGAUGCAAAGGAUUGGUUUGAAAUACCUGCUUGUGGAAUAUUUGUAUCGAAAAUCGUCUGUGACAAUAGGAAUGUUUUUCUCUCAGAUAUUAAUCUAUAUCCUUGGUCUGAACAACAUUUACUUCUGUGCCCUUCAAAUAUCCCAUUUAAAGUUAAUAGAGUUUUGAAUGUAAAUCAAACUCAUUGUAAUAGCCUUUCUACAAAUAUGUGUAUACCCACAACUUUAAAAGAAGUACAACAAAAGUUUUUGGAUUUAUUAUCUGCUGUUAUACACGAUUCAGUUAACUUUGACUUGCUAUAUUAUACAAAUUACUCUUUCAAUGUAUCUGAUGUAUUGGACGAUAAUCGGUCAGGUUCUUUAUUCGGUUUACUGUUUAGUGGCGGUCUAGACUCAUCUGUUAUCGCAGCAUUACUUGACAGAUUUGUUCCUGAUGACCAGUCCAUCGAUCUGAUUAAUGUCGCUUUCCAAAGGAGAUGUACUGGUGUUUCUGUUAACAAUAGUGAUUGCUUGGACAAAGACUGUCUAAUUUCCGCCGAGGAGGCCCCUGACAGACAAACUGCCCUGAAAAGUUAUGAAGAGUUGUGCGAAUUAUCUGCCCGACGUAAAUGGAAUUUGAUAAAAAUUAAUGUAAAUGUCAGUGAGAUUUCAGAGGCCAGAGUUAAACAUGUAUGGCCAUUACUGCUUCCAGAACAUACAACUGUUUUAGAUGAUAGUCUAGGUUUAGCUCUUUGGUUUGCAGCCCGUGGAAAAGGUGUUUUACACAGUUCAAGUGAAUUCGAAGAGAAAUGCACUUCGUCAGCAAAGUUUCUGUUCCUCGGUUCUGGUAUAGAUGAACAAUUAGCUGGUUAUGCUCGUCAUCUAACAACAUAUAAGAAAUUCGGCCCAGAGGCACUACAAAACGAACUUUUAAAGGAAAUACUUUUUAUAUCUAAUCGUAACUUAGGAAGAGAUGAUCGAAUAAUUUCCGCUCAUGGACGAAUGCCGCGUUUACCUUAUCUUGACGAAAGAAUUGUGAAUUUUUUAGCUAAAAUUCCUUUGGAAUUUAAAAUUUAUUGGGAAAAGUCAAGAAAAAUUAACCCAAGGAAAUUGAAUAUACGCAUACAAAUGUUCAGAGAAAUUUGCAAAAUACAACAAACGUUACGCGUACUCAAAGUACAAAUGAUCAGUAAAAAUAAACAAUGUAUUUGAUUAAGUGGGCAAAAGUUCGGAUGUACAAAACAAGAAUAAUAAUAUAACCAAUUAAUAAAUCCAGAUCUGCCUAAAGGUCAAGGAGAGAAAUUUUUGUUACGUCAAGUUGCUUCAAUGUUGAAUUUGAAUUAUGCAUCUAAACAACCGAAACGUGCAAUGCAAUUCGGCAGUCGUGUGGCUAAAGCUGAAGGAUCUAAACGUUUGAUUGGAUCAGCUGACCAAAUAAAGUUUGCAUAUCAGUCUGAAUCACAAAAGUAGUUAUUACCAUCUAAUAAACUUUGUAUUAUGCAAUAGUACAAUUAUCCUUAUUUUAUUACCCUGAUACAUAAAUACAUUACUUUUUAUAAAUAAAAAUACAAUAAUUGAUAAAGUUCGAUUAUUUUCGUAUUUCCGGAAAUAAAAUCAGCGAUUAUCUAUUGAUAA